AAAAAAACUCAAAUAAAUUUGAUUCAAAUCAAACGAUUGUCACCUUUGCUUCCCACUCUCAAUUCUUUUUUUCUCUUUUUGUAAGCAGAUUUGACGUAAAUUCAAGAUUAGAAAACCCAAACAAAUGGAUAGGCCUAGGUGGGUUUUUCAUUUCUUGUUAAAAAAAGGGUACGGGAGUCGAGGGAGACGAAUAAAAUCUUAAAUGGUGGUGCGCCCAUAUAGUUCAACAUCAAAGUGAGGCCAGCGUUGGACCGGGUGCAAGGACGAUCAGAAAGGUGAAAAGGUAGGUGAAACAAAACACAACACAAUACAGAUUAUUACAAUGGUGGACCUCUCCUCUCUCCCCCUGAAAAAGACUUCAGCUCAUGGUCCUUAGCUCUUACCAUCCAUCCACUUGAAUUUCAUGAUGAGAAAGAGAGAGAAAAUCUUAUGUGUGGUGGUGGUGGUGGGUAACAAACAUUAAUAUGCAAAUUGGAGGGAAAGAUAGAAGAUAACAACAAAAAGGUAAAAUGAAUCAACCUUUCUUUCAUCCCUAACCUUUGCUGCCCCUUUGCCCUUCCCCUUUUGUUGCCUAUAGAUUGCACCACAAGGUUGGGAAAAAAAAAUGGAAAAGUGGAAGGUGAACCAAAACCCACAUACAACCACAACCACAUUCAUAUCAUAUCAAUAUCAUAUCAUAUCAUGUAUAUCUUUUCCUAUUCUCCCCUUUUCUUUCAUCAUCAUGUCCUGAAACCCAACCUCCAAGUCUUCUAGAAACCCCCUCUCUCUCUCAUCAUGCAUGAUAGUAUACCAAUAGAAUAAAGAACCACAACUACCAUCUCUAUAUUAUGAUUUAUGCACAAGAAUAGCCAAUCCAUUUGGAACAUUUUCUUUUCCAUAUGACCACUACAACUAACUAAUAUAGCAAAUUUUUUACAUUUUUCCCUCAAAAAACACUCACAUAUAUUUUAUAUAUAUGCUACAUAUAUUUCAUAUAUUUCCAUCUUUAACUUUGCUUCAAGUUUUGAUUUUUGUGUAAACCAAACAACCCAUCAUUUAUGUAUACAUAUAUUAACAAAUGUAAACUAUCACAAUAUAAAUAGAGAAGCAAUUCAAACAAGAUUACUUAAUUAAAUGAUUCUUAUAGUAUUUGAGUCAUAGCACUUCCUCUCUAUUUCUUUUUCAUUUACAAAUAUACUUUUAGAUGCAAAUAUAUAGGCUGAUAUUUGAGGAAAGCAGAUGGAGAUUUAUACCAAAAACCUCUGCCUAUGGAUGUUAGUUCCAACAACAUCCUAAAAAAUACAAGUUGAACAUGUAUUCUGGUACAUGUUGUCUAGUGAGUUGGGGGAAAGAUUAUGAAAACUAACUAAAUUAUUAAUCUAAAGUAUUACAGGUUUAGACAAAGGAAGAAAAACUGAAAAAAAGAGGGGUGGAGGAGCAGAGAUCACACUUUGGCCUGCCCAUACUUUAAUAUCUUACUUUACACCUACCAGAGGGUUACCUACAGUUAAUAUAUAUCCUAACUUAUUAUAUAUUAUUGAUGCUAAUAUCAUCAAGAGAGAGGCCACCAGCCACUCCCUCAAACCUAUCUCACCAACUCACAUCUAGAAGCAAUAUUAGGGUCACUGCCCUCUCUCUCUCUUUCUCUUUCUUUUUCUCUUCUCUCUCUCUCUCUCUCUCUCUCUCUCUCUGUGAGCGUAAUAGUCAAAAGGCUAUAAAACCGCAUGUAAAGUUCCUUCAAGGACCGGCCUCAAUAUGUUGCAGCAACAAAAAAUCCAAGGCCUCCAUUCCAUUUUCCACCCUCACUGCUACUACUAAAUUCUAAAGAUAUAUAUAUAUAUAUAUAUAUUUUAUACUGCUAUAUACUAUUCAAAAACAGCAAACGUAGCUACUAGUACUGCUAGUAAUUUCCAUAACUUUGGUAUUCAAAUGGGAAGGUCUCCUUGCUGCGAGAAAGCUCACACAAACAAAGGUGCAUGGACCAAAGAAGAAGAUGAUCGCCUCAUCUCUUACAUCCGAGCCCAUGGUGAAGGUUGCUGGCGUUCACUUCCUAAAGCCGCUGGCCUUCUCCGCUGUGGCAAAAGUUGUAGACUUCGCUGGAUCAACUACUUAAGACCUGACCUGAAACGUGGCAAUUUCACUGAAGAAGAAGAUGAGAUCAUUAUCAAGCUGCACAGCCUUCUUGGUAACAAGUGGUCUCUUAUAGCUGGAAGAUUACCAGGAAGAACAGAUAAUGAGAUAAAGAAUUACUGGAACACACAUAUAAGAAGGAAGCUAUUGAACAGAGGUAUUGAUCCUGCCACUCACAGGCCACUCAAUGAAGCUGCUCAGGAUGUAACAACAAUAUCUUUCAAUGGUGCUAAAGAAGAGAAAGAGAAGAUUAAUGACCCUAGGGGAUUUGUCAACAAAGAUGAGAAGAAAAUCCCAGUUCAAGAAAGGUGUCCAGACUUGAAUUUGGACCUCAGAAUUAGCCCUCCUUACCAUCAAAGCCAGCCUGAGCCAUUGAAAACUGGAGGGAGGACCCUUUGUUUUUUUUGCAGUUUGGGAGUAAAAAACAGCAAAGACUGCACUUGCAGCACCGGUACUGGUGGUAGCAGCAGUAGCAACAGCAACAGUGGUUAUGAUUUCUUAGGCUUGAAAACUGGUUUCUUGGAUUAUAGAAGUUUGGAAAUGAAAUGAGAGGGAAUUUGGAUUUUUUUUUUUUUUUAAUUAUGUAGCUUCAACAGAAAUUGAGAGAAAUGACCAUGGAGAUUGUUAUUAGUUUUAAAAUCUCUCUAAUUUUCUCUCUUUAUCUCUUAUUUGUAUGGUUAUCAUAUCACUAUAUAUAUAUAUAUAUAUAUAGUAAUAGUACAGGUGAUCAUUAUUGGUGAAUGUUUUUGCAUUUAUAUGGGUUGUAUACUUUUGGGUUGUAUACUUUCUUUUUCUUUACAGUUUGUUUUUACUUCUCUUUUCCAAGAAAAAGUUGUGCUUUAUCAGACCUCUAUGAUCAUUGAUCAGAUCUUCAAAAGGGUCAUGCCUCUGGCUUAAUUUGGUUUCUCUUUAAUCACCAGAGAGGGGAGAGAGAGGGAACCAAGGAGGGAGAUUCUUUUCUUAUACUUCUUUCAAACACAAAUGAUGACUCUUUUUCUUUAUUUUCCUAACAGGGAAUAAUAAUGAAGGAAUUGUAA
Messenger RNA from Durio zibethinus, 3146 nucleotides. RefSeq names its product myb-related protein 308-like. Lineage: Eukaryota; Viridiplantae; Streptophyta; Magnoliopsida; Malvales; Malvaceae. The record is from RefSeq and is a predicted model, not a curated record.